This is a messenger RNA of Opisthocomus hoazin, 219 nucleotides long. The record is from RefSeq and is a predicted model, not a curated record. Lineage: Eukaryota; Metazoa; Chordata; Aves; Opisthocomiformes; Opisthocomidae.
AUGCCGUACCCUCUCCCCAAGGUGAAGCGCAUGUGCGGGGACAAGACGGACAAGUACACGCUGGGCGCCUGCACCGUGCGCUGGGCGUACAUCCUCUGCAUCAUCGGCAUCCUCGACGCCCUCAUCCUCUCCUUCCUGGCCUUUGUCUUGGGGAACCGGCAGGACAACCUCCUCCCGUCCGAUUUUAAAGUGGAAAAUAAAGAAGAGGGCAACGACUGA